UGUUAAUUUUUUUAAUCCUUUUUCAGUCUUGUGGGACGUUUGAAUGGUAUUUUUGGUAUUUUUUUGAGUCGUCGAUACAUAUUGUUUAUGAUUAUGUUAUCUAUAACUGAAUAUGAUGUUUAUUUCAACCAUUCAGUAGAUGGCUUUAUCCUAUUGGUUAUCUGGUUUAUACCUGCUAUUUUGUUCUGUGAGUGUGGAGAUCUUUUGAGUGACGAGUACGCAAAGUUGAAAUGGGCAGUUUACGGCAUGAACUGGUACGAUAUGCCCCCAGAAGUACGUAAAACGUUCAUAAUUUUCCUCGGUAGUGUCCAAAAGCCAAUCCACUUGACAGCGCCACCAAUGUUUCAGUUCAACAGAGAAACUUUCUUACAGAUAAUGAAAGGAUCCUACAGUUUCCUCAUGUAUCUAAGAGGAUUCGUGGAUAAAAAUUGAUCUGAAAUACGAAACAUACCUAGCAGUUUGAAGAAAGAAAUACAAUUCGCCUUUUUUGAACAAGAUUAGUUAACAGGAUCAAGGAGAGUGAUCAGACAUGAAUAUAUACGUACAGGACCUUUUGGACUCCAAA
Molecule: messenger RNA, 565 nt
Organism: Coccinella septempunctata (seven-spotted ladybird)
Lineage: Eukaryota; Metazoa; Arthropoda; Insecta; Coleoptera; Coccinellidae
Product: odorant receptor 42b-like
Exons: 4
Coding region: 88-432 (114 amino acids)
Biological process (GO): detection of chemical stimulus involved in sensory perception of smell; sensory perception of smell
Cellular component (GO): plasma membrane
Molecular function (GO): olfactory receptor activity; odorant binding
Source: RefSeq, a predicted model, not a curated record